AAACAACUCACCUUCCCUCUUCCUGUCCUUUAAACAACAAUUGAUUUCUCCAUCCACAAUCAAACAACACCAUCAAACCAUCAAAAUGGCGUCCUCCGAGGCCUUUAAGAAGACCAGCAAACUCCGCAUCUUUCUCUUCAUCCUCGCUAGUAUAACGUUCUUGUCCGUCAUGGUCCUUAUGAUUUUCCUCGCCACCGACGUCCUCACCAUUCCCUACCUCACACCGGUUGCACACUUCCUCGCUAUUAUCCUCUCGCCGUUCGUCCCACUGCUCGCACCGCUCAUGCUCGGCGCGUUCUUGAAAGUGUGUCAACACCCGACCUUUCCAAGGAAGAAGACGUGGGUGUUGAUCACAGCGUGUUGGUGUUUUAAUCAGGUGCAGAGGGUGUGCAAGGAUGUUAAGGGUUUGUGGAGCUGGACUGGAGAGGAGGGUGCGCUGGAGCUUUGUGGGUUGAAUGAGUGUAAGGGCAGUUGGGUUGAGGUUGGACUGUUGGUUUUGGUGGUGUUGGGACAGUGGAGGGGAUGGCGGUGGGAUAUGGGAUUGGUAGAUAAUUGGGUUGAGGGGAUUGUUGCGCAGAACAUCAAGGCAGAGGAAGCAAAGAGGCAGAAGGCUAUGGGUGCGGAUAUUGAACGAGGACUUGUCGACGGUGACGUGAAGGAAGUCAUGGCCGAAGAGGAGGCUGUUGGUGGUGAUAUGGAGAAGACUGCUCUGCUUGUGGAUGUUGAGGUGAACGGCGUCGAGAAAGCUUGAAUGGUUUGACUGGAACCAAGCCUGUAAUCAGAACAUCAGAGAAGCACUCCUCGGAGUUUUCGUGAGAGUGGAAGAAAGACGCUCAGCCACACCGGCCUCAGUCUCACGGCCAAAACUACGCCAUUGUAACUACAAUCUAGUAUCGGCUCGCCAUUACCGGUCCACUAUAGAGGAAAUUAUCUCAAGAAGUACAGCAAAACACAAUUGCUUGUUCAAUCAUCACAACCUCUCACAGCCCCGCUUGUUGAAAACUUGAGACUGGGAGUUAUUAGGAUCGUUAGCUAUCCAGUAUUCUUGGAAUACUGCUCUGCCUUGAAUAUCUAUUUGGAGAAAGCUGAAGCAAAAAAGUCCCAAGGGCCGAAUAAGAAUUCAAAGGCUAAUCCAAAAUAAGAAGGAACAUGAAAACCAAC
Messenger RNA from Hyaloscypha bicolor E, 1161 nucleotides. RefSeq lists its product as uncharacterized. The record is from RefSeq and is a predicted model, not a curated record. Bases 86 to 751 code for a protein of 221 amino acids. NCBI's taxonomy places the organism in Eukaryota, Fungi, Ascomycota, Leotiomycetes, Helotiales, Hyaloscyphaceae. The transcript has a single exon.